AUGGACGACAGUUUAUUCAUCCGAGUCUUACUACAACCGGUGACUCUCAACAAGACUAGGAUCGUGCGGGUCACGUUCAUUGGGCUUUACCUCGGGGACUCUGAUGGGCUCCUCUCGAUCCUCGGGGCACAAUUUCCUGAACUGGGCCUCACAAGGACCGACGCGAUCCAGAUGCGCUGGAUCGACUCGGUUCUCUUCUGGGCCAACUAUGACAACACGACCUCUCCGGACGUGUUGUUGGGCCGAAGGCCUGACUCGGUCAACUUCCUUAAACGAAAAUUUGACUACGUAAAAAGCCCGAUACCUCUAACGGGCAUACACGACCUAUUCGACAAAAUCGUGGAGAUUGGGAAAGUCGGGCUCGUGUUCAACUCGUACGGAGGGGUCAAGAAUCAGAUUCCCGGGACGGCUACGCCAUUCCCCCAUCGGGUCGGGAAUCUAUUCAAGAUUCAAUAUUCGGUCAACUGGGAAGACGAAGACGAGGAGGUUGACCGAAAGUACGUCGGUCAAAUUAUGGAGCUUUAUAGUUAUAUGACUCCGUAUGUUUCGAAGAAUCCUAGAGAGGCGUAUUUGAACUAUCGGGAUUUGGACAUUGGCACGAUCGACGAUCCUAUGAAGAGCUACGAGCAAGGAAGGGUGUACGGACUCAAAUACUUCAAGAAUAAUUUCGAUAGGCUGGUGCGGGUCAAAACACGUGUCAACCCGGAUAACGUGUUCAGGAACGAAAAAAGCAUUCCUGUCUUAGAGAAAUUCCUUGAUGAGAAAAGGAUGGGAGAUUUAAAUUCAUAA
Messenger RNA from Striga hermonthica, 789 nucleotides. The record is from the annotation of a GenBank genome assembly. NCBI's taxonomy places the organism in Eukaryota, Viridiplantae, Streptophyta, Magnoliopsida, Lamiales, Orobanchaceae.